This is a messenger RNA of Entrophospora candida, 204 nucleotides long. NCBI's taxonomy places the organism in Eukaryota, Fungi, Glomeromycota, Glomeromycetes, Entrophosporales, Entrophosporaceae. The record is from the annotation of a GenBank genome assembly.
AUGAAGGCUUCAAAAAUUCUUUCAGGUCGUAAAAAUCGUAGAAUCCAUAAUCCAUUCAAAAGACGCAACAAUUGCAAACAAUACAAAAAAGAAAAACGUAAUUCACAACAAUCAAAUAGUAGCAGUUCAUACAAACAAAGUUUUGUCGGUUUCAAACUUUGGGUUAGAUUAACUUGGGUUAAAGUUGGCAGAACAUUUCGUUGA